AUGGCCGAUUCACGCGGCUUCAAGCCAAUAAACCAGUUGUGGCAGAGCGCGACGGAUCAGGAUUCGGAGUGUCUCUACGAGGAGAUCCCAGGCCGGUCCCAGGAUACGGACCGGCCGGCUGGUGCCGCCGUUGGGCAGCUGGGGGAGGAGGAAGAGCAGCAGGAGGAGGAGGAGAACAUCGGCGGUAGCAGAAGGAGCCUCGAUUUCGGGGUGCAGGUUGGAGAUAGCGACUUCUGGGGUCUCACGGGUCGGGAGGAAGUCGUCGCCAGGAGUGGUACCAUCCCCCGUAGCAGGACCGACGGCGGCGCGAGGUCGCGCAGCGGAUCGGCCGAUCGGCGGCCAUCGGAUCGGGCGCGUCAGCGGGACGUUGUCAUUGUCAGGGUGGAGGACGAGCGUUAUGCCGCGCGUAGGAGCCACGUGGACGCCGGUACAGGCGCCGUACUGCCGCCUCCUGCGGCUGCCGGCCACAAGCUGACCAGGGGGCGUACGAGCGCUAGCAACACCGUCGCCCGGUACUUGCAUUCGGCCAGCACGAACGCCUCGGCGGCGCACUACCAUCACCAUCAUCACGGGCUGCACGGCCAGUAUCCCCCCGGCGGCAGGACGACCGGCAGGCAGCACCGCCAUCAUCACCCCAGCCGCGGCUCGUACAGUAAUGAGACGCAGGAAGAGGUACAGGAGGACGAUGAAGCCACUCUACGGGAGUUGCUCGUAAGUCUGCAGAAACAGGUCAGCGUUAUGAGUAUGAACCUGAGUGCCAAGCUGGACGAGCUGCAGCGGGGUGACCGCCAGCUGGAGACCACCGUCGCUCUCUGCGAGAUCCGCACGCAGCUGCAGGAGCUCACGAAGAGCGUAGAGUCUUGUCAGAGCGAGGUCAGCGAGGUGAAGCGGGACAUGGUCACGAUUAAGCAAGAACUAGAUACGGUACAGCAGGUCAAGGAAGAGAUAGAGGAAUUACGAGAGUACGUGAAUCGACUGGAAGAGCACUCCCAUCGGCGGAAACUUAGGCUGUUGGAGCAGGGGCUGACGCUUUUCCUGUCGUACGCGAUACUAGCUGCCGUAUUGGGAAUGUUGCAGUUUGGAUACAACACUGGAGUGAUUAAUGCGCCUGAAGUGAACAUAGAGAAUUUUAUGAAGGACGUGUACAAGGAUAGGUACGGGGAGGAUAUUUCGGAUGAUUCUGUCAAGACGUUAUACUCCGUGGCCGUGAGCAUAUUCGCGAUCGGUGGUAUGGUGGGUGGCUUCAGCGGAGGGACAAUUGCCAACAGAUUUGGCAGAAAGGGAGGCUUACUGCUAAACAACGUGCUGGGCAUCGUGGGGGCGUGCCUGAUGGGUUUCACGAAGAUCGCUGAGUCGUACGAGAUGCUGUUCUUUGGUCGGUUCAUCAUCGGUGUCAAUUGUGGCUUGAACACCUCGUUGGUUCCCAUGUACAUAUCGGAAAUAGCGCCAUUGAACCUGAGAGGCGGCCUAGGCACGGUGAACCAGCUCGCUGUUACGGUGGGCCUCCUGGUCUCCCAGGUGCUGGGCAUCGAGCAAAUCCUUGGAACGAACGAGGGUUGGCCCAUUCUCUUAGGACUAGCUAUCUGUCCUGCCAUUCUACAGCUACUGCUGCUUCCAGUUUGCCCGGAAUCUCCAAGAUAUUUGCUCAUAACUAAACAGUGGGAGGAAGAGGCUCGGAAAGCUUUGAGAAGGUUGAGAGCCAGUAACCAAGUAGAAGAAGACAUUGAGGAGAUGAGAGCGGAGGAACGAGCUCAACAAGCUGAGUCCACGAUAUCGAUGACAGAGCUUAUAUGCAGUCCAACUCUAAGAGCACCUCUCGUUAUUGGUGUGGUUAUGCAACUUUCGCAGCAGCUUUCGGGUAUCAAUGCCGUAUUUUAUUAUUCCACGAAUCUGUUCACUAGUUCUGGUUUAACGGACGAGAGUGCCAAGUUUGCAACCAUUGGCAUAGGUGCCAUUAUGGUUUGUAUGACGCUAGUGUCUAUCCCGCUCAUGGAUAGGACAGGAAGGCGUACGUUGCACUUGUACGGUCUCGGUGGCAUGUUUAUCUUUUCAAUAUUCAUCACAAUUUCGUUUCUCAUAAAGGAGUUCUUUGGCUAUGUGCAGGAAAUGAUUGACUGGAUGUCCUAUAUCUCGGUGGUGUCGACCCUGUGCUUCGUCGUGUUCUUCGCCGUCGGCCCCGGAUCUAUACCCUGGAUGAUCACGGCGGAGCUGUUCUCGCAAGGCCCUAGACCCGCCGCCAUGUCCAUCGCGGUCCUCGUCAAUUGGAUGGCUAAUUUUUUGGUUGGCAUCGGUUUUCCAAGCAUGAAGAGUAGCCUUGAAAACUACACGUUCCUACCGUUCAGUGCAUUUCUAGCCAUCUUCUGGAUCUUCACCUACAAGAAGGUUCCUGAGACCAAGAAUAAAACAUUCGAAGAGAUUCUAGCUUUAUUCAGGCAUGGUAACGACAGUCUAAUUCAGAAAGUGCAGAGGCGUCAAAGUGCUGGUUAUACGACAGUAUACAACAAACUAUACAUUGUGCCGCUUCACGCUACAAGACACACGCGAGCGGUCUCUCUCAUAGCGGAAACACUAUUCGAACUCUAUUCACCCCCUUUCGCGUUGACAACGGCAAAAUCAGGAAAGAAAAUAUCAAGUAGAUCGACAUACCGGUGUAACGUGUGCCAUACCGAGAGAUCAGAAAUUUCUAAUCUGCCUGUAACAUCUCAUUCACCCAUUAGAACAAUUGCACACAAAAAAAACAGACAUUUUUUUCAGAGCUCUCGUUUGCGAAAAAAAUUCAGAGAAUUUCAGAAAAAAAUCUAGACUAAAAUCUAGACUAACUCUGUCUUUAUCGAUUCUCGACACACACACACACAUACACGAGAUUACCCAAGCAGGAAACAAAAAGUCAUGACGACAGAAAAAAAUGGCGUCAAGAUGGCUCCAAAAUAUUGACUAAAAAUCACAUUUCUCGAUCAGUCACGAUUCAUUUUAACGUCACUGUGACGUUGUCGUGACUCAUGUCGUCCUGCUUGCGUACUUUCUCUCGCUCACAUUCACGAACUUUCGUUUUCACUCGGCAUAAUAGUUUACGUUGGACAUCAUUCUAGUGUAUCUAC
Molecule: messenger RNA, 3098 nt
Organism: Wasmannia auropunctata (little fire ant)
Lineage: Eukaryota; Metazoa; Arthropoda; Insecta; Hymenoptera; Formicidae
Gene: Glut1
Product: glucose transporter type 1
Exons: 11
Coding region: 1-2802 (933 amino acids)
Biological process (GO): monosaccharide transmembrane transport
Cellular component (GO): membrane
Molecular function (GO): hexose transmembrane transporter activity
Source: RefSeq, a predicted model, not a curated record